Molecule: messenger RNA, 1979 nt
Organism: Trichobilharzia regenti
Lineage: Eukaryota; Metazoa; Platyhelminthes; Trematoda; Strigeidida; Schistosomatidae
Source: the annotation of a GenBank genome assembly
AUUUCCUAACAGUAGAGCUAUGCAGAACCAAUUAUUAGAGUUCAGAUUACUAGGUACUAGUUACAUGUAGAUGUAAUAAGACAACAUUUAAUGCUUCUGUUUAUUUUUACACUACUUUUAAUAACGCAUCCAUAGCACUACAAUGAAGUGCUAUUUAUUCGGAGUAGACUGUCUUCUAAAAUAUUUACCUAUCCUUUGUUAGAAUGAAAGUAUUAAGUCAUCAAAACGUAGCUAUCAGUCAUAAAAACAAGUUAGGAAAUAAAGUAAGUUUAGAAUGAAGAUACAAGACUGGUCUUUGCAUUCAGAAUUCAUCCUUUAAUAAUCUCAAAACGUAUAUAUAUAUACAUAUAUACUGAGGCAAACUUAAAUGCUAGAAUAAUUUUAACAAAAGAUGUUUGAAACAAAUGUUUGAAAUACAAAUUCGUGAAUUCCGCCCUCUAUGCGUUUUGGUUGGAUUCUUGUAAUUCGGUCAUCUCGAAAUAAUAACACUACGAUUACAAUAAAUUACUACAAAUUGGCGUCGCGAUGGAACUAAAUAACCUUGGAGAAUUUCCUCUAAAGGGUUCUCCGCGGGAGAUUGCUGAUUAUCUUGAAUGCUUCGACGCGUGGUGCAUUUCCAAGAAUGUUUGGGAUGACAAAAUACCAGCUCAUUCCAUCACUGCUAUUGGGCUAGAUGCGUAUAGCCUAGUGAAGACUCUGUCGUUUCCAGAUAAACCCAUUUCUCUGCCAUAUUAUAAACUCCGUGAACUUCUGAUAGAUCACUUCCAUAUAACUACAUUUGAGACCAGAGAGAGGGCUCAGUUCAACAAACUGGUUCGUGCUCCCAAUCAGAAGAUUAGAGACUUCAUUCUUCAGCUCCAAAUACAAGCCUUAAAUUGUAACUUUGGAGAUCAGCUGCAUACACAACUACGUGAUCGUCUAAUUGCUGGAAUCAAUAUUCCUAAGUUAGAGAAAGAGUUAAUUCAGAUUCCUUCUUGUACCUUUCAAACUGCUAAAGAUUUAUGUACUACAUAUGAAGAUGUCAACAGUGAAUACUCUGCUCCCACUAUGUCAGUAUCUGAUGUCAUUGUGUCCAAAGUCAAAAAUACAAGUGGUCAUGGAAAGCAAUCCAAACUGCCGUCCACAGGUAAUAGAAUGCAGCGAGAGAUCAAAAACAUUAAGUCGUGUUUAUCCUGUGGAAAGUUACAUCUACGAAGCACUUGCCGUUUUCGGGGUGCUAAGUGUCACAAAUGUGGUAAAGUUGGACACAUCAAGACUGUUUGCAGAAGUUCGAAUACUUAUGUUACUCAGAAUUCUUAUAAUUCUCCCAAUCUGUCUAGUAAAAUGGAGUCAGUGUGUCUUUCAACUUUUCAAAAUACUCAAUCUCAUCCAAUGAAAACCUCCACUACAAGUUCAGCAACUCAAGCGUCAACUGUUUCCAAAAAUGAGGUAGCCGAGUUACAAUGCGAACUGUCGAAAACACGAGAAGAACUGAAUGAGAUGAGAGAGCAACUGAUUAAAAUGGAGGAAUUGUUGCAUAUGCAUAGACUGCGUCUGUUGAAUGCAGAGCAUACAAGUACCCGUGAAAGUCCUGCAAAACUUUUCAAAUCUCGAAUUCUCAAAAAGCAUCUGAUGUCCACGACUUCUAAUGUACAUUAUUACAAAGGGAAUGACUAUAGACCUUCUGCUGGAAUCAUACUACAAAAAAUGGGAAAUCGAGUGGUGAAGAUAUUAGACAUCAAAGAUCACUCAGUUCAUAACGGACACCUGGACAAAGUGACAAUAAAUGAAGUAGGUCGGUCCAAUUAUGAUAUUAAUAAUUCCGCUACUAAUCCUGAUUUUGUAGAUAAUUCUGAAAUAAGUCCAGAUAACAGUGAUGAAAAUAAUAUCACAGAAUCAGUUAGAAAGUCGCAGCUACUUGCAAGCAAACCAAGACAUCGUUAUAAAUACUCAAGGAGAUAUUCGACGUGUGGCGGAUGUGGUGAUUGACAAUUUCUAUC